Messenger RNA from Echinops telfairi (small Madagascar hedgehog), 4157 nucleotides. It is a transcript of the gene VWA3B, whose product is annotated as von Willebrand factor A domain containing 3B. The coding region runs from base 1 to 3381 and encodes 1126 amino acids. The record is from RefSeq and is a predicted model, not a curated record. The transcript is spliced from 24 exons. NCBI's taxonomy places the organism in Eukaryota, Metazoa, Chordata, Mammalia, Afrosoricida, Tenrecidae.
AUGGAGAAACCAGACUCAUCUUCCAUCACCUCUGAGCAGCAGCUGCAGGAGCAAGAGGGGAUGGAGAACACCCAAAUAGACUUGGCUGAGCAAAGUCUCAUCUCGUCGGAUAAAUGGCUUCAACUACAUGGGCUGAAGAGCAACAAGUUGACCUUGAAACAGAUUUUAUCACAAAUUGGAUUCCCACAUUGUGAAGAUUAUGUGACUUCUCUGGGGAGACUGGUGGCUUCUCGGUAUGCUGAUGGCCUGUUCCCACAGUUCUGCAGAGCCGAAGAUGGCAGAGUGUACAACUUGACGGCUAAGUCAGAGCUGAUCCAUCACUUUGUGGACUGCUUAACCCAAGUGGUGGAGAGCUACAGGCACCGGAUGGCCUGGCUCACCAGUGGGAGCCGGCAGGUGUUUGGUGUCAUCCUUGAGCAGUGCAUCACCAUAGUGUUGGAUGUUGACGACAUGUUGGAGGAGGAGCUUAAUCUGUGCCAAGCUGCUCUGGUAAUGGUCCUUCAGGAGCAGGUGACGCAAAUAAGCAAGUUCAACAUGAUACGCGGCCAUCUAGUGGUGCAGAAACGUGAACUGGGAAGAGCCGGGGUCAGGGAGGACGUGUUUCUCAUUUGGAAGGAGAUGGAGGAAGCCUGCAGCACGCUGGCGCAGCUCCAGAGGCUGGUGGCCGAGUCUCCCAAGUCCGAUGUGGACCAAAUAUCCUGCGAAGUAGAAUCAGGAGCAAUCUCUGUGGAGGAUGGUUCCAAUCCAGAGGACAAUUGGGACUCCAUGCAGUGGCUACAGAAAUAUGGCUUGAAAGCCCGGAAGCUGUCAUUUUACGAUGUCCUUGCUGAUUGCGCCUUCCGCCACGUUGAUGGAAUUGUUGAUAUAAAAGCUAAGCCGGAGGAUGAGUCUGUGAAGACAAGUGCAGAGACAGUCAGGAAGACAGUCCAUGCGAAAUACUGCAGCAGGUUUGUCCAUGCUCCCUGGAAGGAUGGGAGCUUGGUCCAUGUCCAUGUUACCAAGGAGAAGUGCCAGUGGUACAAUGAGAGAAUUCAUACGUUCCUGGCUCAGAUUGAAAGGAGAAUCAAAUGGCUACAAGAGGGGAGUCGAAUGCUCUUUGGAAAAGUACUUCAUGAUUGUGUCUGUGUCCUCAUUGAUACGUCUCACUCGAUGAAGGGCAAACUGGACUUGGUGAAGGACAAGAUCAUUCAGCUUAUACAGGAACAACUGAAAUAUAAAAGCAAAUUCAAUUUUGUGACAUUUGAUGCUCAGGCAGUUGCUUGGCAUGACAAACUUGCUGACAUUAACGAAGAUAAUUUGAACAGCGCUCAGUCCUGGGUUGGAGAUAUUGAGGCUGGAAGCUCCACAAACACUCUGAGGGCCCUGCAAAUUGCUUUUGCUGAUAAAGAAACACAAGCAAUCUACCUUCUGACAGAUGGGAGACCUGACCAGCCACCUGAAGUGAUUAUAGAGCAAGUCAAAGUUGCUCAGAAAAUUCCUGUUUAUACUAUCUCCUUCAAUUACUAUGAUGAGGUUGCAAAUGAGUUUUUGAAAGAGCUUGCUUAUUUGACUGGAGGAGAAUUCCAUUUGUAUAAUUUUGGUUGCAAGGAUCCAUAUUCUCCAGAGACUAUGCAGAAUGAAGAUCUGACUCUCUUAAUGAGGGAAAUGGAGCAGGGGAGACGUGACCUGGAGAAAAUGCAAGACCUUUAUUCGGAAUCAUUGAUCAUAGACUGGUGGUACAAUGGAGAAAAGGAGGGGGACAAUAACAAGCACCGAAAGGAAAUCUGUUCAAUGGUUUCAGCUUCUGCAAAACCUCAACCUGAUGUCGAAUCACCCAGAACCUCACCCCCGUCCAUGUCCAAAGCACAAUGGUGCCUUUCAAAUCCAAGGAUUCUGAGAAAGAGAGUCCUCCAUGCAGAACCUACCAAAACCAGCCUGCUCAGAAGCCAGAUGUCCACCCUCAAGAGCUCCACCUGCAAUGAAAGGAAGGAUGUCCACUCCUAUGGCAACAACUGGAGCGUCGCCUCCAGUGACCAGAGAAAGCCCAGAGAGGAAAUGAGGUUCCGCCUGCUGACAGAAGAACAUCUAGGUGACAAAUCAUUGGAAAGAUCAACUAGAGAAGGAAGCCAAAUUUAUGAUCAAGAUUAUUUAGAUAUCUCUUCCGAAAAUUGGCUCAAGACUCACAGCUUGGUUGCCCAAAAACUCACCAUCAUGGAUGCCUUGUCAGCGACAGCAGUCCCCCACAACCCCACCUACGUUCCAGUUCUGGAUAAACACGUUGUUUCCAAGGUCUUUGAUGAGGUGUUCCCGCUGGCACAUGUGUGCGACAACACAAACAAGAUGACGCUAAUUAACCCCCAAGGAGCGAAGCUCAACACCUACAAGCAGAAAGUCGAACAAGCCAUUAAGUCCUAUGAAAAGAGGUUGAACAGAAUUGUUUGGCAAGCGUUAUCUGAAGAGGAAAAAGAAAGACUAGAUGCCAACAAGCCGAUGCAGUACUUGGAAAACAAAGCAGCUUUAAAUGAGGCACUAGAACGGCUGAACUGGCCCAUUUCGCUGAAAGAGCUGUCACUGCUGGAGGAUGAAAUCUUGGUUGGGAAAAUGUACAUCCAGCAGGCCAUGGAACUCCAGGAAGCUACCAAGAAGGAGAAUGACCAGCAGAAACCACACGGAGGCCCAACAAAGAAGAGCAAGUCUAGAAAACUAGAUCCCCUCAAAGGCCAGAAAGUUAUUGCAAGAUGUGAUGAAAAUGGCUUUUAUUUUCCAGGGGUUGUGAAGAAGUGUGUAAGUCCCACCCAUGCACUAGUGGGCUUCAGGUAUGGAGACACCAAGGUUGUGCCCACCUCGUUCAUCACACCUGUGGGGGGCGCAAUGCCCUGCCCAAUGCUCCAGGUCGGAGAUUAUGUGUUUGCCAAAAUCAUGAUACCCCAGGGAUUUGACUUCUAUGUCCCCGCCAUUGUCGUGGCACUUCCGAACCAGGAUGUCCCCGGAGAUAAAUUCUACACCGUGCUAAAGUGCAACAACCGGAGAGAAUUUUGCCCUCGAAGUGCACUCAUUAAGAUCAGCCAGAACAAGUAUACUCUCUCUUGCUCUCAUAUAAAAUCACUCCAAGUUCAAGAUGAUCCCAAAUCGCAGGAAGAGGAGAAGAAGAAUUCUGCUUUGAGAAUGUGGCCGGUGAAACCAGCUGACAUUGGGGAUGUCAGCGAGCUGAAGCAGGACAGGAGGAGGAAGAAACCUGCCAAGGAGCUGGAAGCCCAGGAGAAGAUCUCCUCAGCUUUGGACAACUCUUCCUGUAACUCCCAAGAGUUCAAGCCCAAGGGACGCCCCAAGCCCAAGGUGGGAAGGGAGCGACAUCACUUAUCUCCGAAACUCUCCGACAUCUCUAGAGAACAGUACCUGUAAGACCAGACCCCAGUUUCCAGGCCAGUUUGGGUCCCAGUCCAGCAAGGACUCCCACGCUGUUAAGUAAUGCUGGCAUCCACUUCCCCAGAGAAGGUCCUUGGCCCUGUCCUUGGAGCCAGCCAGUCUGGCCAUCCUUUCCACCUCUUCACUUUGAGCAGCAAAGAGCUGCAAAGAGCUGACGACCGUCACAGAGCGUCCUUAAAGCAGUGUCAUGACAACGGUGUUCUUCCAGGGCUGCUGUUGUACACCUCAUCCACCCAACGCUGUGGAAGUAGCCACUCAGCUGAGGGAAGGCAGCCCUUCCUUCCUUCCACCUGCACCUUCCCUGUCUAUGACAAAGCUAAGCCUUUCUGGAUUGUUUUCUGUCAUCUUUAACCCAUCUCGCCUACCUGUUAGAGCUUAUUGGUUCUGGUCUUGCCUGACCAUUCUUGAUCCUAUUUUAUUUCCUGGUGCUCAGAAAAUGACAUCCAUUCUUCUGACAGAUUUCCCUCAUGCAGAACUUUUAACCUGCCAUCGGGUUUCCAAAUGUUUGGGAAGAUGGUGUCGUGACUGAGUCACCCACGCCGUGCUGCCCACAGUCUGGUUUGAGGUCGGUCAUCCCACAUGAACCAGGAAUUGUGUCACCCAAUGCUAAGCAUGAAAUUAAGACAUAGUCCCUGUUUUCUUGUUUUCUGAGCGUUUUUAUAACACCCUCCCUAAGUCCUUGUAUCUACAGUCUGUUGUGGGAACCUGCAACAGAGCGGAGCACCAGAAUAAAACACGUCUGUUGGAAAUGG